GUCCUGGGGAGAGGGCGGGGCGCGGCGGCCGAAGCCCGGAAGCGGACAGAGGCGACGGGGGUCCCUGCCGUCUGUCCGCCAUGGACGAGGCUGACCGGCUGCUCCUGCGGCGGUACCGGUUGCCGCUGGUCGGUGAGCUGCAGGUUGCCUCGCUUUGGGACGCCCUGCUGAGCCGCGAGCUCUUCACUCCCGACAUGAUCGAGGACAUUCAGAGGGCAGGCUCAGGAUCUCGGCGCGAUCAGGCCAGGCAGCUGAUCCUAGAUCUAGAGACUCGAGGGAGUCAGGCCCUUCCUUUGUUCAUCUCCUGCUUGGAGGACACAGGCCAGGACACUCUGGCUUCAUUAUUGAAGACCAGCAGACAAGCAGCAAAACAGGAUGUGGAGGCCAUCAGACCCCUGGAUCUUAAGCCGGUGGUGCUCGGACCAGAGGGCCUCAAACCAGAGGAGCUGAGAGUGAUGAAGCAGGACCCAUCAAAGCCGAGCCAAGGAAAACUCGCUCCAGUGGUGCUGGGGCCAGAGGAACUCUGGCCAGCCAAGCUCAGGCCUGAGGUUCUCAGACCAGAGGUACCCAGGCCAGGGAACAUUGGUUCUGGAGGAUUCACUGAUGUCUGUCCUCAGGACAGAGCCAAGGGAAAUGCUGAUCUGGCCUAUGUCCUGAACGCAGACCCCUGCGGCCACUGCCUGAUCAUCAACAACGUGAACUUCUGCCGCGAGUCGGGGCUCAUGACCCGCACGGGCUCCAACAUCGACUGUGAGAGGAUGCAGCGACGCUUCCACCUGCUGCAGUUUGCGGUGGAGGUGAAAUGUGACCUGACUGCCAAGCAAAUGGUCCAGGCUUUGAUGCAGCUGGCGCGGCGGGACCACGGCGCUCUGGACUGCUGCGUGGUGGUCAUCCUCUCUCACGGCUGUCAGGCCAGCCACCGCCAGUUCCCAGGGGCUGUUUAUGGCACAGACGGAUGUCCCGUGUCCGUUGAGAGAAUUGUGAACACUUUCAAUGGUACUGGCUGCCCCAGCUUGGGAGGGAAGCCCAAGCUCUUCUUCAUCCAGGCCUGUGGUGGAGAGCAGAAAGACCAUGGGUUUGAGGUGGCCUCCACUUCCCCUGAAGAUGAGACCCCCAAUAGCAACCCUGAGACGGAUGCUACCCCAUUCCAGGAAGGCCCACGUUCCACUGACGAGCCAGAUGCCGUGUCUAGUCUGCCCACGCCCAGCGACAUCUUGGUGUCCUACUCCACCUUCCCAGGCUUUGUCUCCUGGAGGGAUCCCAAGAGCGGCUCCUGGUACAUCGAGACCCUGGACAGCAUUUUUGAGCAGUGGGCUCACUGUGAGGACCUUCAGACCCUCCUCCUCAGGGUCGCUAAUGCUGUUUCAGUGAAAGGAAUUUACAAACAGAUCCCUGGCUGCUUUAAUUUCCUCCGGAAAAAACUUUUCUUUAAAACAUAAUGAGAUCAGGACCCCUCACCCUACCUUACUGUUCACCCUGAAACCUUCCUGCUCCAGCUCUGGCUGUGGCUAAGGCCUGGACUUUCCUACCACUGUGGCUGACAUCCAUUGGAGGUUUCUGUAGCCUGUAGAGGGUCUGCUCUCUCCCCAUGGGCAGCAGGCAGUCCUAGUAGCUUCCAAGUUGGAGCCAAAUGACCCGCGAUGGAGGAGGAGGAGCAGAAUGCCAUGGACACUAUGGGGCUUUUUGCCCGUGACCCAUUCAUGGCUAGCGGCUGUGGCCUGUGACCCCUGUGUUUUCUCUACAUCAGGGCUUCUCAGCUUCGGCACAGCUGACACUGGGGCCAGAGAAUCCUUUGUUGUGAGGCCAUCCUGUGCACUGUGGAAUGUUGAGCAGCCUGGCUCCACCCACCUCUCUUGAGUCUUGACAACCAAACGUGUCUUCAGCUAUUGCCAAAUCGUCCUCAUGCACCCCUACUGGGGAACCACUGAUCUAUAGGAAAUUUUGGCUGCAAACAAACCAGCAUCUCUCUUAGAUCAGUUUAAGGCUACCAGAAUCUGAAGAGCUAGAAUCUGUAAAUCCUAAAUGAAGUUUUAAAAAUUAUCAAGUUUUUCUCUAUUGCAGUGUUUCUUUAAAAAAAAGAAAAGUUGAAUAUGGACUCUCUUUCACCCAUUUCCCCCUUAUUUUGCUUUAACUUUUUAUUGUUUCUCAUAUAAAGGAGACUGUGGCUUUUUGGGAAAUAUUUCCCCAGCUCUUACUUCUUUUGAACCCCCUACCCCAUCCCAAGAAGUGACUGGGGUGGGAGCCGUGUGUUGAGGGAGGUUAAGUCACUUGUCCAUGGAACACAAUUAACCAGUGGAGAGACAUGGCCAGACUUGGGCCUUCUUGAGUCCAGCCUGUGUCUUCCUGGCUUCAGGAUCCUCGUCCUCCUCGUCCCCCACCCACUUGCUGAGCCUGUAGGCUCAGCUUAAAGACCCGAGCCUGUUUCUUGCUUUCAGGGCCCUAGACAUGAGUACGGUUUGCUAAUAAGACUCUCACCAAGAUGUGAUUCAAGUAGUUGUCACUUUAUUGUUAUUUUUCUCCUGUGACCUUUCCAAGUCUGAAACAGUCCCGGGGACUUCUGGUGGUUAGUUAUUUUCAAUCACCUGCAGGACACACAAGAAAAUAAUCAGAUUAACUCAGCAGAGCAGAGCCUUGUGUGCAGAUUCCCAGCUUUCUCCCUCCUGACUCUGCGCUGCCUGUGUGAAUCAGGCAGCCGGAGUUGAAGCAGCUUUCCCCAGGAGCUCUAAUGAUGCUUGGGAGAAAAGAUGUCAUCACAGCUUUAAAUGGAUUUCCUGUAAAAAAGGAGCCUUAGCCAAGCAGUUCAGUUUGGGCUUCAGGGUGGAGGUGGAGUGGGGCUGGGAACUUAUGGGCAUGUCUGUAUAUGUGAUUUGUUUCUCAAAAGAUUUGAGAGACCCGAAAUUGUUAACAGUUGCUGCUGUUUGCCAGGCAAUGUUGUGCACUAUGGAAGGGGCUGUAACCCGUUUUCAGAAGCUAUUUGGCAUCUAUUAAACAUUCUAAUGUGCCAACUCCAUGAUCCUUUGAUGCUGCAGGAUCUGUGUAACGUAGAGACUCUGACCAGUGCAAGGAUAUAUGUCCAAGAAUGUUCAUUGCAGCCAUGUGAGAGGGGAAAAUAGGAAAAGAGAUGAAAUCUUCAUUCAUUAUAUUCAUACUAUGGAAUCUUACUUAGAAUGAAUAGAUAUAUAUGGGCUCACAUGUAUAGUGUGAUAUGGUGUUAAGUGAAAAAACCAAGUUGCAGAACAGUAUGAGAAGUAAAAUCCUAUUUUUGGUUAGAAGACAGUGUGUUUAUAUGUACAUAUAUAAAUGUUUUAUAGAUGAACCUAAAUCAAGACCACACACCAAGUGUUGGUUAUAAUUAUCUCUGGAUGGUGGGAUUGCAGGUGUCAUGCAAGUGAGGGGUGUCUACUUCUUGAUUUGAUACACUCCUAUAUUCUUUUCAUAUUUUUUACCGAGAGUAUGUAUUAUAAAGCUGGUGAAUACCAGUGAUUCAUUUAAUAUCUGUUGAAAGGAUGAACGCCCCCGGCCACCUGUCUCCUGUCAACUUUGCAGCUGCUGACCUUGGUUUGUCACCUGUCUGGAUUUAGAACUCCAGGCUGCACACAGUGUGCCCCCGGGCUGGGACCACUGCAAGGUUCUACUGGCCCCUCUGCAGUUGCUGGGGUGGCCUCCCCAAGAGGACAGCUGGCAGCUUGGCUCUGCUGCUCCUGGAACCUGUCACGGGCACAUGUGCCUACCCUGACUGCUGUCCCGGGAACACAGGACCCCUGCCCAGCUGCCUUGCAAGCCUUGUUUUCCCUGUUGAUUCCCUCUGACAUCAGGCUUUCAGCUGAGGCCAGCUCUGUUCGCGUGUGUCUGUGGCUGGGAACAGCUGAUAUUGGGACCAGAAGACAGGACAGUUGCUCCCAGUCCCUGCUUGGGGCCCCCAAGGUGCUGCCAGGGCCAGCUGCCUGGUGACUCACACAGCAGCUGGGGCUGGAGAGCAUCCUUGGAUUUGGCUGCAAAACACUCUACUUAUCCUCCCAUCUAAUCCGUCCUGGGCCAGGCUCCUUUGAAAUGCUGGUGGUACCUCCAAAGUCGGACUCGGGUUUUCCUCUGCCAGGAUGAGAUCAUAGCUUUUCCCCAGUUGACUGAAAAAAAAUCUUGUAAAUUAAUGGCCACUCUAUUCUUGAUUUUACAUUUUCUCUAACAAACUUUUCUGGAACCUCUGGUGCCUAUAACCACUUGUUGGCAAAAGAAAUGCCAACAGACAGACAAAUGAGCAAGGAGCCGGCAAGUAUUAAUGGGAAAACUCGGAGACAGCCACCUGCUUGUUUUGACAGUGCCCAUUUGACAGUGCUGUCUUCCUCCUGGGACUGCAUGCUCACGGCUGUGGUGUCAUAUUUGAUUUUAUAAUGGAGUGUUGGUUUGGUUUAAUUAAACAGCUCUCUCUAUAAAUUCAACUUAAAAUAAUGAAAUCAGAUGCCAACUUUCCCUUCUUUGAGAGCUCUGACACUACAACUCCCACUUGUUCUGGCUCCUAAAAGAGUGAGUGAGUCUUAAUCUAGUUCAAGUCCCAUUUUACAGAAGAGCAAACUGAGGUGGUGGCAGUGCUGGGGGCGUGGGUAAAAAAGUGUCCCCCUGCCAAUGCAAGGGGACAUGGGUUCGAUCCCUGGUCCAGGAAGAUUUCACAUGCGAGAGGCAACUGCACCCAUGUGCUGCAACUACAGAAGCCCAUGCUCUGCAACAAGAGAAGCCAUUGCAAUGAGAAGCUCUCACAUCACAUCUGGAGAGUAGCCCCGGCUCACUGCAACUAGAGGAAGCCUGUGCACAGCCAGGAAGACCCAGCUCAAACAAAAAAGGAAAAAAAAAAGUGCCCCCAAUCAGCAGAGUGUCCUCCUCUUCCCCCCUCGCCCAAACAUCCAUCAUCAGGCGCGACACCUUAAUCCCUCCCCCAGGUACCCCCCAGGCCUGCCCUUCUUGUGACAUCUCUCCAUGUUCUGGCUGUUUCCACCUACUGUUGAUUAUAUCCAUGGCUGCUCCCAAGAUUGGUGCUUGUUUUUUUGUUUUGUUUUUUUUUUAAAUACAAUUUUUUUUGG
Molecule: messenger RNA, 5072 nt
Organism: Capra hircus (goat)
Lineage: Eukaryota; Metazoa; Chordata; Mammalia; Artiodactyla; Bovidae
Gene: CASP9
Product: caspase 9
Exons: 9
Coding region: 81-1439 (452 amino acids)
Biological process (GO): intrinsic apoptotic signaling pathway in response to DNA damage; apoptotic process; regulation of apoptotic process
Cellular component (GO): cytoplasm
Source: RefSeq, a predicted model, not a curated record